Messenger RNA from Laccaria bicolor S238N-H82, 1314 nucleotides. RefSeq lists its product as uncharacterized. NCBI's taxonomy places the organism in Eukaryota, Fungi, Basidiomycota, Agaricomycetes, Agaricales, Hydnangiaceae. The transcript is spliced from 2 exons. The coding region runs from base 1 to 1314 and encodes 437 amino acids. The record is from RefSeq and is a predicted model, not a curated record.
AUGUCCAAAAUUCAAAUCAUGUCGUCCUUCGCCGACUGCCCUCUGGACGUCAUCGAAUUGAUUAUCGAACUCCUCCAGGGUGAUCUGGAGGCCCUCAAGGCAUGCUCUCAGACCUGCGGAGCGCUUCUGCCCCUAUGUCGCAAAUACAUCUUUCAAUCUGUCCUCCUCAUUUCUUCACACUCCAUUGGUUACCGUGCCUAUCGAUCCCGGAGACUUAGCACCGUCACGGUGAUCAGACCAAAAAAUUGGCACCUUCUAGACACCAAUCCGACCAUUUCAGAGUACAUCCACACGUUAACGUACUUUAUCAGCACCGACGACUUUUCAAACGAUGACGUUCCUUGUGUGCUGGAACGGCUUCACCACGUACGCUCUUUUGAUGUGAUUAGCAGGUAUGAGAAGACAGAUUGGAAACAAACACCCCCACGUCUCAGAGAUGCGUUAUUGCCUGUCGUGCAAUCGCGCUUCAUCACACGUUUAGUAAUCUCCGUCAGCGGGUUCCCCAUCACUGCUUUCCUUGCUUGCGUAAACCUCACGGACCUGUCCGUCUAUUUCGUCGACUUUGAUUAUGCCGGUGUAGCUGAGCAGGAACCUUCCACCUUAAUUUCUUCAGAUUUGAACUUCGAAGUCGUCCCACGACUUCAGUUGUUUGCCUACGGGUUUAUGGGCGAACGAUAUGCGAUGAAGCUUCUCAAUGCUAAAUGUCCCAACGGCGGCCCAAUGCUAGACUUUACCAACGUUCGAACGUUGAGUAUCUAUCCAGGGGAACAGUCGAACUUGGCCACAGCGCAUGCAUUAGUAAAGAUAACGAACAACCUCGAAACUCUGCGGUACAAUGUGUACGACUUCAUCACCACCAGAUUUUCAUGUAUCGCCGCGUCGAUCAGUAAGCCUUCCUUAUCGACACUGAAACGACUGCACUUCGACUUUGAAUCCGUUUCCCAUUGCGAUAUCAGGGUCUUCUUGAAUGGAAUACGUGAGGAACUCGGUACCCUUUCAGGACUCCCAAACGUGAUUGAAGAAAUUGCCAUAGAGGCUCGAAUGACAAAUUUCAGUCGGGCUGACUUCCGCAGUGCUUGGGAAACGUUGGACACCGUGCUUUCCAACGGGUUCCCAAUGCUCCGCCGGGUCAAGUUUGAUGUUCAGAUGUCAGUAAAAUCGGAUGAUGUGCCUCGUGUGACGGAGGAGCUGGACGAGAUCCCGACGAGAUAUCUUCCGUGGUUGUCGAAUACUACGAAUUUCCUCUUCUCUUUUUUGACAAAGGUAAUUGCGAUUACACCAAAUAAUUUGCAGGUUGUAUUUGAGCCUUUAUAA